Messenger RNA from Ipomoea triloba (trilobed morning glory), 1703 nucleotides. Its product is annotated as protein prenyltransferase alpha subunit repeat-containing protein 1-like. NCBI's taxonomy places the organism in Eukaryota, Viridiplantae, Streptophyta, Magnoliopsida, Solanales, Convolvulaceae. Gene Ontology annotation, molecular function: CAAX-protein geranylgeranyltransferase activity; protein farnesyltransferase activity. The coding region runs from base 125 to 1387 and encodes 420 amino acids. Gene Ontology annotation, cellular component: CAAX-protein geranylgeranyltransferase complex; protein farnesyltransferase complex; cytoplasm. Gene Ontology annotation, biological process: protein geranylgeranylation; protein farnesylation. The record is from RefSeq and is a predicted model, not a curated record. The transcript has 10 exons.
CGAGUUUAAGCUAAACUUAAACUUUUAGGUUGAAGUUCAACUUAGGCACUUAGCUCGUUUUCCCCCCCUACUUCUAUAUCAGAUCGCGCCAUUUUCGCCGGAUUCCGCUGUGUGUUUGAAGGCAAUGAGCGAAAGUAUCGCAUGGAAUCUAUUGAACCAGCUGGAGUAUAUAUUGGAAUCCGAUCCGUUGAUUGAUGAAAUUGGAUUUAUCCAUCCUUCUCAAUUUGAUGUACUGAAUGAAGAAGUUGGCUGUACUCCCUGGACUGCUGAAUCCAUAUCUCAAUCAGCAGACAAUGCUAAUAUUUCUGGUAAGGUUCUUUGGAGCAGGGACCAUAAGUUGGGUAUCUCAACUACAGCUCUCCUUCCACUGUACAAAGCAGCUAAGCAUGUAUUCAUGGAUUCACUGAGACAGUAUAAGAUGCACACCAAAGUUAAAGAUGAAUGUGGUGAGGGCAAUGUGCCAAAGUGCCCCUCACCUUCUCUUACUAUUCUUGAAAAAGAAGUGAUGAAGCAUAGCAAAACAAUUUUGCUUCUAUGCUGUGAUUUUGGUACUGCAUGGAAUUUCAGGAAGCUACUUCUUUCAGAGCAGCAGGAGUACUCAAUGUUCAUGGAAGAACUAGUUUUGUCAGAUCUUGUUCUCUCAUAUUCACCUAAAAGUGAACGAGCAUGGAGUCACAGGAGGUGGGUGAUCAAGAUGAUUGCUGGAAAGUGUUCAAAUCUUCAAGAGAUAGUGGACAGAGAAUCUGAGUUUGUUAAAAAACUAGCUGAGAGAUCAAAAAUGAACUACCGUGCAUGGAAUCAUCGUUGCUGGUUAGUAGCAUACAUGCCAGUAGGACAAAUGUUCCAUGAGUUGAACAAGUCUCGAGAGUGGGCUGUACUUAAUGUUGCUGAUAACUCCUGCUUUCAUUAUCGCACUAGGUUAAUGCUCGGGAUAUUAGAAGCUUUCCUGAACAAAGAUCAAAAUGGAUUUUCUGGCGAAGAACUUGAUGAGAUGUGGAAGGAUGAGCUUGAUUGGGAUGAGAAGUUGAUAAAGCUCUAUGUGGGUAGAGAGGCUUUGUGGCUUCACCGUCGCUUCCUUGCAUCAUGUUGGCUAAAGCAUUUUGCUAGUAGCAGCGCAUACGAAAUUGACCGGUUCAUUGAUAAUGAAUUACAACUUUUCAAUUCAUGUGCAACAAUAAUUGAUAGUCACUUCGAUGACUAUCAAGCUCAGGCAACAUAUGCUGCUACUUAUAUUAUGUGGCUUACGAAGCAAAUACAAGUGGAGUCACUGGGGAUUGAGUUUGAAAGGAAGCUACAAGUAAGUGGACUGAAGACAUUGCUGAAUAACGCAUGCCCUCAGAAGGCUUUCCUUUGGGACUCUUUGCUUCAGUUGUGCGGAUCUGAAUAGCUUUCAACUAGAAGAAAUCACGAAAGCAUAAUGUUUACCAAACUCUUCCCUUCUGGAGGUCAGGAAACGACACAAUCCCUCAUUUGUUUGGAUUUUGGAAUAAUCUCAUGGAAACUCAAGAUGUCAUCAAAAGGAAUAGCAGAUGCCGUGUGGGGCUGGGAUGGUAACUCAAUACAAAUAUGGAAACAUAUAUGGCUACCAAAUAGGGAGAAAAGAGCAUUUGUUUGAAAUAAACUUGAGGGAUGGUAACUCAAUACAAAUAUGGAAACAUAUAUGGCUACCAAAUAGGGAGAAAAGAGCAUUUGUUUGAAAUAAA